Trichomycterus rosablanca is the source of this 678-nucleotide messenger RNA. RefSeq lists its product as uncharacterized. The transcript is spliced from 5 exons. The record is from RefSeq and is a predicted model, not a curated record. The coding region runs from base 1 to 678 and encodes 225 amino acids. NCBI's taxonomy places the organism in Eukaryota, Metazoa, Chordata, Actinopteri, Siluriformes, Trichomycteridae.
AUGGUGCUGAUUAAGUGUGGAAUAUUUUUAUUGUGCCGUGUUGAGUUCUCUGUGGCUCAAAUUCAGCCUCUUGAUUCAGCCAAUGAUUAUUUUUAUGAAGGGGAAGCUUUAGUGCAGUUUGCAAACCCCAGCCAGGAAGAUGUGUUUAGGGAACACCAAAAGUUUUCUGUCCUUUGUGGUAUGGAUGCAAUGAAGGUGGUUUUGCCUUCAGGUUUAGACUCUGAAGUUACAGUGGUGGGAUCAAUGGGAAUAUUCCCACUCCUUGAGGAUUUGGAAUUCUGUGGCUAUUUGUGGACCAAGGAGCAGCAAGAAAAUGUCCUUCACGUUAGUUUCUCUGGCUGCCAUGUCACCACUGAAGAGGGCAGGUAUACUCUGAAGGUGUUGUAUAACAACAAUCGGGACCCUGCUGAGGUUGCUACAGUUUCCUGUGACACCAGCUGUGGCCUUGCUGCCUCCCAAAGCCAUCGUUUUCGACGCUCUAAUCAGCCUUUUAAAUUUACUUUGUGCUCAACUGAAGUGUGUCUGCCCUCUGAUACUCCAUGUCGUGAGACAUGCUUUGAUAGCAAGGGCUCCCCCUUUUCUGUGCAUGCUUAUAAGCGCUACCCAGAAGGCAUAGGAAAGGCACUCUACCGCGAGCAGUUCGACUUCAACGCCGAGCCACCUUGGGAUCCUAGCUGA